Diaporthe batatas is the source of this 1803-nucleotide messenger RNA. RefSeq lists its product as uncharacterized. The transcript has 4 exons. Gene Ontology annotation, cellular component: membrane; microtubule; cytoplasm. Gene Ontology annotation, molecular function: GTP binding; microtubule binding; GTPase activity. The record is from RefSeq and is a predicted model, not a curated record. Lineage: Eukaryota; Fungi; Ascomycota; Sordariomycetes; Diaporthales; Diaporthaceae. The coding region runs from base 1 to 1803 and encodes 600 amino acids.
AUGACCAAAAUAGUCAAUCCAGUCGAGGGUCUGGGGAACCAGGCACUCUUGGACAAGAUCGAUAGACUCAGAGAGCUCAAUGUCGGUUCCAUCAUCCCUCUUCCCCAGCUUAUCGUCGUCGGAGACCAGUCCUCUGGGAAAAUCAUCGAUGUGCCUGGCAUCUUUCGCACACCGACUCCUGGCCUGACCUCUGACAGUGACAUCACGUUGGUGACUUCGAUGGUGAAACGCUACAUGAAAGAUUCGAGAACAAUCAUCCUGGCAGUGAUCCCUUGCAACAUAGACAUUGCCACACAGGAGAUCCUCAAGCUUGCUAAGGACGCCGACCCCAACGGGACCCGGACAGUGUCUGUGUUGACGAAGCCGGAUCUCACGCUAGAGCGAGCUAUGCAGCAGAACAUAUUGGACCUCAUCCAAGGAAAGCGUCAAGACCUGAAACUGGGGUACUGUGUUGUCAAGAAUCGCGGAGCUGAUGACGGAGAUUCAUCUCUGGCGAAACGAGACGAGGAGGAGAGAGCAUUUUUCCGACAGGAACCUUGGACAUCUGUGGCAUCGUCGGCGCGGUUGGGAAUCGAUGCGCUCAGGGUCUUUCUACAGAAGAUCCUGAUGGACAUCACGAAAAAGGAAUUUCCCAUACUCAGGAAAGAAAUCGCCAAGAGGCUUUCCGAGUGCGGCAAGAAAUCGGAUGCGAUGGGGGUUUCACGAAGCGACGAGAAAUCCCAACGAGCAUAUCUAGGAAGGAUUGCAGCCAAUUUCGAGCGUGUAGUUGGCUAUGCGCUCAACGCUUACUACACUGAAGACCCGAUAUUUCAUGACCGUCUGGAAAUGAGGCUUAUCACAAGGAUCAUCAAGCUGAAUGAGGUCUUUUCAGAGGUCUUCUCGCAGAAUGGUCACACACGGCAUUUCGAAAAUUCAAGCAAGAACGAAGAACAUGAGAAGCAGUCGAAGGGUCAGGUUCCAGAACUCGGGUUCGAUAUACCGGAUGCUGCAGUUGACGACCUCUACGGCAUCAUUGCCCCGGAGCGCUUCCUGUGCCCAGAGCCAGCAGACGACCCUAUCAUCGACCACAUUGACGAAAUCUUCCAGAAGAGCCGCGGGCCUGAGCUGGGCACGGUUGGCGGCGCGCUUCUUGGUACCAUUUUCAAAGAGCAAUCCAGGCGCUGGGAGGAUCUCGUCACCUCUCACGUCAGUGAUGCCAUCGCUCUGGUGCAUCAUUUCAUUAUCGAGCUGCUGGCCCACACCUGUGCCGAAGAGCAAGUGAUGACACAAUUGUGGGACAAUGUUCUACUGGAGAAGCUACAGGAGUCGUACAAACGCAGUAUGCAUCAUGCGCACUUCCUCCUAGAGGUCGAACGAGAGGGGAAACCCUACACUUACGACCGCUACUUCAGCACAGAACUCCAGAAAGGCCAGGCCAGGCGCCUCCAGGAGUCUCUCAGAAGCCUGGCCAUAGGUACCAGCAGUGGGGAACAUGUGGUCAGAUUGGCUUCACUCAGUAGCCUGGACAUCAACAGGUCCAACCCCGAGCAGGUGCGCGAAUACCUGCACGAUAUUUUGGAGAGCUACUACAAGGUCUCUGUCAAGCGGUUUGUGGACACCAUCUGCCAGCAGGUAAUCGACCACUUCCUUCUCAAUGGCAAAGACAGCCCACUCCAUGUCUUCGGCACAGACCUGGUCUUCGAUCUCAGCGCCGAUACCCUGGAGAUGGUUGCAGGGGAGGACCAUGCCACGAAGCAGGAGAGAGAAAGCUUGAGGAUCGAGAUGGAGAGGCUGGAGGCUGCAAUGCAGGUUGUGCGUGGUUGA